GCGGAGCUUGGGAGAGCGUCUGGCUGCUGUGGGCGUAAUAAAACCGAAGAGGCCCUCUUCAUAGGUGGAGUAAAGCUGGGAGAAGACGCCCCGCCGGCACACUCCUCCGGAAAACUGAAGCGUCUUCUUUGACCCCAGGGUCAGAAAGAUUUAUUACUUCCUCGGUGAGGGAGAAGCCUUACGCCAGCUGGAACGGGCGAGCUGGGAGCGGGAAGCCUGAAAGCGGCGCUCGGCGUCCUCGGAGCGCUCCGGGGGGCGGGGGCGUCCUCGGUUCCCGGAGGGGCCCGGCGGUGCCGACCCACAGGAAGAGUGGAGUGGGAAGCCGCUGGGGAGUUUCUGCCCAAACUUUAUCGCUAACUCUUUCCGAGAGCAAAAAUGUGCGGUUGAGUCCGGCAGCCGCACGCAGAAUCCAAGUUUCCCAGAGGUCGGGGCGCCCGAGCGCUUCGAACCCCGUGUCCACGCCAUGGCGCUUGGCGCACUGACUGCUACGGCCUCGGCCGCGCGGAUGGCGGCCCAAGCGGCGCCGCUGUAAAUCGGCACCCGCAUCUCCAACCCCCAAGGCGGCGGUGGCGGGAGUUGAGUGCCGCGAAGGGGGCGGGCACGGGACGCGCGGAGGAGGAGGGCAGCGCGGUGAAGGGGAGGAGCCGCAGCGACAGACGGCGGCGCGCACCAACCCGGCGUCUGCUGGCAGGAGCCGCGCAGAGGCUGGCCCGAGCGCGUUGCAGCGGCUCGGCGUAGGGAGAGUCGGGUAGCAGCAUCCUCCUGGGCGCUGCUUUCGCGGGGCGGCGGCAGCGGCAGCAGCGGCGAGGGCUUUCUCUGCCCAGUUACCUUAUUGGCCUGAAGAGUCUGGUGUCGGGUGCGGGGUGGGCAAAGGAGCGCUGCGGACCCCAGCUCCUUUGCCGAGAGCUGUGUGUGUCGGGGGUUUCCGGGCCAGUCGGAGGCUACGGAGCGGCCGGGGCUGGCGGCAAUGCCCGCCCGGGCAUCCUCUGGGUGAUGGAAGAAGCAGCUGCCGCCACCGCCGCUGCAGGGUCACGCUGCGCCCCAUCCACCGCCGCCAGAGAGAUGGGAAGAUUCGGGGCGCGGAGGCCGAGAGCGAGAGAGGCGGAGCCGCUUUGCCGGGAGCUGGGUCCCGUAUAAGCCCCCUUCCCCCCACCUCCCCCAGCCAGCUUCGUCCCCCAGAGCGAGGAAGGAAGCUACACUCCCGAGAGGGCGGCCGAGACGCCGCUGGAGCCUGGCUCACUGGGCUCAGCGGAGCGCAGAGCAGGGCUCCGGGCCCGGUGAAAGUUUCCUUUCCUCAGCCGCAGGGCGUCCGCUGCCCGGAAACUCUGCCCAGAGGUUGGGCUGCCGACUCCCGUAGCUCCCUCUGAGGCGCGGGGACCCCCAGCGGAAAACAGCGCUCGCGAAAUCAAGGAACGAGUGACAGCAGGACAGACCGCCGGGCCGUAAUCCCGGGCCGUUCCGGGGCGCGCCCGCGGCUCCAGGUCCCUCUCGGAGCCGCUGCCAUGGGAGAGCCAGCCCUGGGCGCCGGGGACCAGCCGCCGUUGCUGCCGCGCCCGCCUCGGAGCCGCGGCCCCAGUCCCCGCGCACGAAGCCGGGCCGCUACGUCCCGCUCCCGGGUUGCACGGCCGCCUCCGCCGCGCUGCCGGCCGGGGCAGUACCUGUGAUGAGCCGCAACCCGCCGCGAGCCCUGCCUGCCGGCGCGCCCCCUCGGUUGCUCCCGGCCGCGCCUGCUGCCGGGCCGCGCGCCUUGCUCCCGCCGUGGCCCCGGCGCCCGGGUCGCCGCUGGCCCGCCUCCCCGCUCGGAAUGAAGGUGUUUCGUAGGAAGGCGCUGGUGCUGUGCGCGGGCUACGCGUUGCUGCUGGUGCUCACCAUGCUCAACCUCCUGGACUACAAGUGGCACAAGGAGCCACUGCAGCAGUGCAGCCCCGACGGGCCUCCGGGUGCAGUGGCAGGCGCGGCUGCGGGCAGCUUGGGACGCCCAGGGCCACCUCCAGCCGUGCCGCCCCGCGCACACACCCGCUUGGAUCCCCGUACCCCGUACCGCCUUCCGGUCGCCGCCGUCGGAGCGGCUCCGGCAGCCGGGGCCGGCGCGGCAGGGGCAGCAGUCCCUCCUGGUAAUGGUACUCGGGGCACGGGGGGCAGCGGGGACAAGCGGCAGUUGGUGUACGUGUUCACUACGUGGCGCUCAGGCUCGUCUUUCUUCGGCGAGCUUUUCAACCAGAACCCCGAGGUGUUCUUCCUCUACGAGCCAGUGUGGCACGUGUGGCAAAAACUGUACCCAGGGGACGCCGUUUCUCUGCAAGGGGCGGCGCGGGACAUGCUGAGCGCUCUCUACCGCUGCGACCUCUCGGUCUUCCAGCUGUACAGCCCCGCUGGCAGCGGGGGUCGAAACCUCACCACACUGGGCAUUUUUGGAGCUGCCACCAACAAGGUGGUGUGCUCGUCGCCACUUUGCCCCGCCUAUCGCAAGGAGGUCGUGGGACUGGUGGACGAUCGCGUGUGCAAGAAGUGCCCGCCGCAGCGCCUGGCGCGCUUCGAGGAGGAAUGCCGCAAGUACCGCACGCUGGUCAUCAAGGGCGUGCGUGUCUUCGACGUGGCCGUGUUGGCGCCACUGCUGCGCGACCCGGCCCUAGACCUCAAGGUCAUCCACCUGGUGCGCGAUCCCCGUGCUGUGGCCAGCUCACGCAUCCGCUCGCGCCAUGGUCUCAUCCGUGAAAGCCUGCAGGUGGUGCGCAGCCGGGACCCGCGAGCCCACCGCAUGCCCUUUCUGGAGGCCGCUGGCCACAAGUUGGGUCCCAAGAAGGAAGGCAUGGGAGGGCCAGCAGACUACCAUGCCCUUGGCGCCAUGGAGGUCAUCUGCAACAGCAUGGCCAAGACGCUGCAGACGGCCCUGCAGCCCCCUGACUGGCUGCAAGGUCACUACCUGGUGGUGCGGUAUGAGGACCUGGUGGGAGACCCCGUCAAAACCCUACGGAGGGUGUAUGACUUCGUUGGGCUGCUGGUGAGCCCCGAAAUGGAGCAGUUUGCCCUCAACAUGACCAGUGGCUCGGGCUCCUCUUCCAAGCCUUUUGUGGUGUCCGCACGCAACGCCACGCAGGCCGCCAACGCCUGGCGGACUGCCCUCACCUUUCAGCAGAUCAAACAGGUGGAGGAGUUUUGCUACCAGCCCAUGGCCGUGCUGGGCUACGAGCGGGUCAAUAGCCCCGAGGAGGUCAAAGACCUCAGCAAGACCCUGCUCCGGAAACCCCGACUCUGAGAAGGGUUCCAGGGAGACCUGACUCCCUGUGGAGACACCCUCAGGAGGAUUGUGGUGUGUUUCAACAAAAACAGCCCAGAUCCAAACUGAGGAAGCCCACAUAUUCUGUUAUAGAUACGUAAUAUAAAUAACCACACAGGCACUUGCUGUCAAUGUUUUGAGUCAUUGAGUUUCAAGGAACAGCCACAGUACACACACAUCUCAGAAAAGGCAAGACUUGAAAGUUCAGACCAGCCUCCCCUCCUCUUCUCUGCACUACCUUUUCUCCUUUCCCUUUGCUCCCGUUUCUUACCCUCUCCUCUACCUUCCAUUUUAAAGUGGGAUGUUGAUUAAAUCAAGAUCCAGUAACCCCGAUCUUGUUUACAAAAUGUUCCUUUAUCUGUGAACAUGUAAAAGAGUCAUUUGGAUGUGGAGGUUGGGGUGGAGAAAGGGGAAGUGGUCCAGGAGCAAAAUGCCCCAUUGGGCAAACUAAACCAAGGAGGCAUUCUUCUAAAGUAGACUUGUGUAAAAAACAAAGGUUAUAUGUGAGUAUUAAUAAAGAAGGUAAUAAAUAAUAUUCCUUUUUUUUAUAUUUGCCUCCGUUACUUUGGAUUUACCUGUGUUACUUGUCCUGUGCAGCUUCAGACAGAAUCUGCUUCCCCUCCCGCCACCCCUUCUGCCCGUUUGUUUCCUAGAAAACAGCCACGAUGGGUGGGAACAGCUUCUGAUUCCUUGAUAAGAACCUUGGAGUUGUUUUCUCACAUGUAAAUCACAGCCUGUCAGGUGCCCAGGAAUGGGAACAAAUCUUCAAAUUCUAAAGGCAAAAACCAAGCAGGGCAGCGGAGGAAAAAGCACAGGGCUACUUUCCUCUUCCACUUGGAGCACAGAAAGGAAGAAGCAACCUCUUAGGAUUUGAAGGCACUUGGUUUUGAUUACUAUUGAGACGGGGAAACCUUGAAGCAGAGACUGAUGUUUUGGUCCUGUGUUUAGUUCAGAAAAAGGAUUUUUUUUUUUUAAAAGUAUGUGAUUUAAGAAACUUACGAUGAUGAGAACACAAACCUCAAAAAUUAGUGUGAACAUUGUGUUGGCAACAGUAGCAACUUCUUUGAUUAGAAAAGUGACAGAAAGUGUAUGUGUUUGGAGUGUGUUUCAGCUUCUGGCACAGUCCAUGGAGGCAUAUGAAAAGGGAAGUUUGAUCUGAGAACUGUAAGGGCACCUACAAGCUUUUCCCCUUUUCUUGGCUUCCCAACCAAAUUAGUGCAAAAGAGAAAUGUGAAUUUUUAUUUAUUUAUUUAUUUUUUAUUGAAGUAUAGUCAGUUACAGUGUGUCAAUUUCUGGUAUACAGCAUAAUAUCCCAGCCAUGCACAUGUAUACAUAUAUUUGUUUUCAUAUUCUUUUUCAGAGAAUGUGAAUUCAUACUGGUUUACCUGGAAUGUCCGGGGGGCCCAUUGCCUUUCCUUAUAAUGUUUCCUAAAAGUAAAAUUGCAAAGAAGUUACAACAUGUUGCUGACAGUAUAAGGCUUCAACCAAGAGCUCCUUUUAGAUAGGAAAAAUAAGUUACAGGAAAGAGGAAACAAAAAUGAAUUAUGAAUUAGUAUGUUGGAUUUUUGAGAUUUGUUAAUUUCCAGGGGAAAAACCAUUGCAAUUUUCCUGCAGUGGUACUGGUGUUGCUGCUGUCCUGAGCCCAUUUGUACUGAAGCAUUCUGCAGAAUGUUGUAUUGUGAUAAGCAGUUAUGAAGCCUAAAUAGGAACAAGAGAGUAUAGUUAUAUAUUACAUUAAAUACGGUACAAGUUCAAGCUCA
Messenger RNA from Camelus dromedarius (Arabian camel), 5037 nucleotides. It is a transcript of the gene CHST2, whose product is annotated as carbohydrate sulfotransferase 2. Lineage: Eukaryota; Metazoa; Chordata; Mammalia; Artiodactyla; Camelidae. The transcript is spliced from 2 exons. Gene Ontology annotation, cellular component: trans-Golgi network; Golgi membrane. The record is from RefSeq and is a predicted model, not a curated record. Bases 1664 to 3256 code for a protein of 530 amino acids. Gene Ontology annotation, molecular function: N-acetylglucosamine 6-O-sulfotransferase activity. Gene Ontology annotation, biological process: carbohydrate metabolic process; N-acetylglucosamine metabolic process; sulfur compound metabolic process.